Messenger RNA from Dissoconium aciculare CBS 342.82, 924 nucleotides. RefSeq names its product MED7-domain-containing protein. Gene Ontology annotation, molecular function: transcription coregulator activity. Gene Ontology annotation, biological process: regulation of transcription by RNA polymerase II. The coding region runs from base 1 to 738 and encodes 245 amino acids. The record is from RefSeq and is a predicted model, not a curated record. Gene Ontology annotation, cellular component: mediator complex; core mediator complex. The transcript has a single exon. NCBI's taxonomy places the organism in Eukaryota, Fungi, Ascomycota, Dothideomycetes, Mycosphaerellales, Dissoconiaceae.
AUGGCAGAGCAAGUGAGCAUUGCUGCUCCUUUCCCGGCUCCGCCGCCCUUCUAUAAACACUUCUCGAAACAAAAUCUUGCGGCACUCAGGCAGUUGCGCAAAGCAGCCAGAGACUCCCGCGAUGGGGAUAGUGACGGCAAUAAUGAGCUCGAUGUCUCCUCUCUGCCUUCCGAGCUACAAUACUUGAUACCGCCGGAACCGCCUAAGGACGAGAAGUACAUCAGUUUCGGUAUCGAAAUCGAUCGUCAUGCGCCCGAUACCUCGCUCGAAUCAGCAGGCAUUGAGCAAGUCUAUCUGUCACAUCCUUCCGUGCGUUCAGAUCCGCAACCACAUCUCAUAGCGCUCGCGCGAUCGCUUCUAGCCAGCUUCCUUUCUCUGGUUGGCAUUCUCAGCACGAAUCCCGAACUAUACCAGGAGAAGACGCAGGAUCUGCAGACGCUCAUGUACAACAUGCACGAUCUGAUCAACCAAUAUCGCCCACAUCAGGCGCGCGAAACAUUGAUACUGUUAAUGGAAGAGCGGGUAGAGAGGAUGAGAAGGGAGAUUCAAGGAAUUGAAGAUGCCAAAGAGAAGGUUAGGACAGUCUUGCAGACGUUGGAGAGGGAAGAUUCAACAGUUUCUGGGGAGCGAAAUGAGAAGAGCUUCGUCAAGACAGGGACCGAUCCCAGCACUGCCGAUGCGAAACGAAGGAUUGUGCAACUGCAAGCGCUCCGAGCCAUAGAGGACGAGCUUGGGUGAGAAAUCAUCAAUGCCAAAAGUAAUACGACCGUGUCCGAUGACCGAUAAGGACAAAUCAUGAUAUGCGCUUUGCUGACGAGCGAGUGUAUCUCGCUGUCAGAAGUCGUCUCCUCCCACGCCAUGAACGAGGAGACGGCGCCAAAUUCAAUGUAUCGCGAACUGCCUUAUCAGUGAUGGCCCACCAGU